CAAUCGUUAUUUGUGUAGUUCGGGCACGUGGAACUUUCAGCCGUUUUAAUGGACGGACGAAGUGGACACUGACUAAACAUGGACGGUAACACCCAAGUAAAACCUUUGGACAGCACAAACAAAACGUUCCUAAAACAGCUCGCUAAACGUCUCGUUAAAGGUGUUAAUAAAGAUUUUUCUGACAAGAAUCUGAAGAAAUAUUUUGAGCGCAUCAUACAAGAGCUCCCAGAUGGUGAUGAUUUAAAAACAGCUGUUCUUCAAAACUCUACCAGCUGUCUUAAGUUCUUUAUUAGGUAUGUGCACAAGACUUCAUUGAAGAAAAAGGACACUAAUCAGUUGCCGGCGUCUAAUGGUGUAGAUCCAAAAAACAGUGCUGUUGCAGAACAUACCAAAACUAAGACCACUAUCAAGGACACAAACCACGUGGGUGAAAAGGAAAAAUGUACACAGUUUCCAAGUCAACAUUCUCUUGGUGCUCAAGCACUUUUUGUGGCACAGCAGCUGGAAAAAUCAACAAACAUAGAAAAGCUGUCGGAGUUUGCCGAUGCCUUGAUGAAUUCUUGUGCCUCUGAGCAAGGUGUGGACAAGUACUGCAGGUUGCUGCAGCUGAUGCCCGGUAAUGUCAGCAUCACUGUGCUGAAGAAAAUUGUGCAGAUGUAUUUCAAUGAGCUUCAGAGCACUACAGAAAGAAUUGUGGCAAAUCGAUCCAAAGACCAGGCUGCAGAAUGUGUUCACCAUCUUAAGAAAUUUCUUCAGUUGUGUCAUAUGAAGCAGCCAGCAAGUAAUUUGGGUGAUGACUAUCCCACAUAUACAGAUCUGGUGGCUUCUCUUAUUUCUCUUUAUUUGGAUUUAUUGCUCAUCAAGAACAGAAAUUCUGAGGAGGAGCAGCGGUCUGUGUGCGAGUUUGUCUGUUAUCUUAUGACAGAUGUUGGGACAAAACUCUUGGACGUCGUGCUUCAGGUCACAGCUGCUGAUCAGCAGAAUGGACAUCUGCUGUUGCCUCUCUUAAGAAAGAUAUUUCUGAAGAAGCCAAAGAAGAGCAGCCCAGAGAAUUACCUUCGCUAUGUUUUAGCAGUUCGCAUGUGGUCCAACUUGCUGCCUGUGCUGAGAGAUGUAAAAGAGAAAAGCAGGGAUCUUCCAGCUCCAAAAGGUGUUAUCCACUGGCUUCUAAAGAAAAGCCCUGCCCUUUCAGAAGAUUUGCCAACAGAUCGCAAGUUCAAGGGGCGUCUGGUCACAGCAUUUAUGUUGGAUGAUGUUGAUGACAACAUACAUGAUCGUCUGCUUGAUGUUUUGGUAGAGGUGGAUCGUAAGAAGAGUGCAUCAGACACAUUGGAGUUGGAGACCUCAGUGGCUACUUUAGAGGAAACAAGUCACUCACAGGCUGACAAAGAAUGGCCAGAUUUAGCAGUACAGAUAUCAGAGGCAAGGGAUCAGGAGGCAAGUGAUGAAGAUGAUGUAGCUGAAGAAAUGGUUGACAAGUCUGAAAGAAGAAAAGAUGCAAGAUCGUACUAUAGUAAAAUUCUUGGUGGAGAUGAUCUGUUUUGUAUUGACAGAGGUGCAAAGAGUAAACCUGAGGUUAAAACAAGCAUGUCAUCAGGUGAAAAUAAUGUGUCAAGAGAAGAGAGAAAGAAGAUUGAAGAUGGAGAAAAGAUAUCAGAGGUCAGCAGAGUGCCUGCUGGCAAAGAGAAUUUGUUCUGCAUUGACAGAGGCACCAAAGGGAUGCUCAAAAUUAUGCCAGAGGAAGUAAAGGCAGGAGAGGAUCAGACAGACAAUGAAGCUGAUCUCUUAGAAGAGGUGCAAAAUGACAGAGAUGGAGAGGAACGUUUGGGUAUUGAUUUAACUGCUGGUGAUGAAGUGUCAUACUUUCUUGUAAGUGGUACUAAGACAAUGUGUGACACUGCUGUGGAUUUGAACAAGUCAACAGGUGAAAAUAAAAAGCUCAAAAAAGAAAAGGAGAAAAAAAGGAAUAGCAAAGGUAAGCCAGUGGACAAAGCUGAUCUUCAUGCAGCAGCUGAUGAAGAAAAGCUUGAUGUAGGAAUGAAAGAUGAACCGAUGAGCCCAGAAAACAGGGGAAAAUUAGCAAAUCGAGAAGCUUUGAGCUUGUCAUGCACUGAAAUUGGUACAAAUGAGGAAGUACCAUUAUGUGUUGACAGGGAUACUGAGAAAACGUGUGACACAUUUGUGGAUUUAACCAAGUUAGCAGGGAAAGAUCAGAAGACAAAGAGUUUCCAGAGGGAAGUGGUGGACAGAACUUGUUGUAUGCAGCUGACAAUGUCAUUUUGGAUGUGAAAGAGCAAGGAAGACAUCACUGUACCUGGUGUGCGGGAAGAGAAUGAAAGUGGAGAGAGCAUGGAGAUAGACACAAGUGCUGUACCUCUUCAAGGCUCAUUGCAUGCGAAUGAUAAAAAGAUAAUGAACGAAAGAAAAACAGCAGAAAAGAGAAAAUGCAAAAGCAGUGCUGUGGGCCCAACUGUGGAUCAUGUAGGUGCUCUGAACAGGCUCCAUGCAAAUACUCGAGAAAAGCAACCAGAGUGGGAAAGAGGACCAGGGAUCAGAAGCCUGGCAAGCCAAAUGACACGUCUGAAUCUUCACUGGUAUCAGACACUUGCAAGCUUGAAGGGGUGAGCAGUGAUAUGACUACAGAAAACAAAGUUGAAGAUGGUUCUGAUGCUGAAGUGAGUGCAAGUUCACCACAGCAGCAAAGUGGACUUGUGCCCUUUGACACAAAGAUGAACCAAGUCCCUGCAAGCAGUGACAUUGUGGCUGAAAACAAAUGUUUGAAAAAAUCGCCCCAGAAAGUUAAUAAAGUUUCAUCCCCAGCUGUAUUAAAUUCAGAGCCACAGCAGGACUCGAAUGAUGUUGAGCUUGAUAAAGAAGUUGAUGUCAGAUUGUCUCCUCGCAAACAUCAAAAGCAGAAUUUGCGCAGGUCGAUGCCAGAGAAGGCACUUCAAUCACCUGGAACCUUUGAAAACAGUAAGGCUGUGGAAAAUGAAACAAGGCCUAGCAGUUUAGGUAAAUCUGCUUCCAGGUUGCUUUUAUCAGACAAAAAAGGCAGGAAUUUCUUAAGUAAGGAUAGUGAAUGUAAAGAAACCUCUCCAGCUCAAAUGCAGCACAGGCAGCCAGAGACUUCCUGUCAGAUGGAUGCUGGGUUCAAGAUAACAUCAAUUGCAGACCACUCACAAGUCAGUGCUUCCACUGAGGAUGCUUCGAGUCUUGUAUUUUUAACACCUUCGCUUAAAAAAUUCUCAUCACCUGGCAUUGCAAGAACUGUUGGAAGUGGAAGAAGGGACUCGUGUGGUGACAGUAAGAAAACUCCAAACAGUAAGCCCAAAAGUAUUACACCGGUCUCAAGACGAACUCGUGGCCAGCGGAAAAAACUUGAAGGGGAAACUCCCUCGACUACUAAUCAGACCCGUGAUGUUGCUAAUGUAAGAAUGUGGUCAGCCCAACUAGAAGAAAAAUCUGUCACCAAUUCAACAAGUAAAAAACUAUCAGGUAGACUUGGUACAGAGGAGAGUGCCAAAACGAAGAGGAAAGUGCCUCUCAGAAGGUUACCAGAAAAUGAUUCAGCGUGUGACUCUGUCGGUGAGACCAUGCCGCAAUCUAAAAAGCAGUCUGAAGGCUGGUGCUGAUGAUUUCACAAAAGUAAGGGCAAGGAAAAAAGACAUGGCUGGCAGUUUGGAAGGGUCUUUUAUCCAAGAACCACUUUCCAUAACACCACCCAAGAAAGCAAAGUUAUUGAAUGAAGACAGUGCUGUUAAGAAAUCUGCCAGAAAGAGGAAAGAACCUUCUAGAUCGCAGACAUCACUUUCAGAUUCAUCACCUGUAGAGAAGACUUCCAGUUCACCAGUUAAGUCACAUCGUAAAGCAAGAAAUGAAAAUACUUCAACUGAGCAGAAAAGACACAUUGGAUCUGGUAAUACUGAGUUGUCCCCAGGAAAGCAUUCACCAGCAAAACUGUCACCAGAAAAGCUGGCACACACCAUCUUGACAAGGUCAAAAGUCAAAGGGUACAAUCUUCGAGUCCAUCCCAAGUGAUUAGGUAGAUCAUUACCUGAUGAGUGACCUUCUGAAACAUCCAUCCUAGUUGUCAGGGCUGUGGUGUUUGUCAGAGAGCGGCAUGCCAAUGACUAACAGAUUUAUGUGAAUUUUGCUACACCCAACUGAGACUGUACAAAGGAAGACUGGCAACAGACUUAUUGUUAUUUAUGCAAAUGAUUAUUUUCUUUCAUUCUCUCUCCACAAGAGAAGAGUUUAUUUAAGAGGGGAGGUGGAAUUUAGAGAAAAAAAUUAUGCAGCCUUUUCCGGAUAUGUAAGCAGCUGGCAAGAAAAGUGGUGAUGGUUUUCAAUAUUGAGCUGCCACUUUGUCAAUUUGUUUGGGGCUUUUUAGCUUUUUUUAAACAUCUUCCUUUCUUGUAUGGCUAUUUUAACCAAGAAGGGGAGGAGUUUUUUAAGAGGACUCUGUUGAUGCUGGUGUCAGCAUCAAUAAACCUUAUGAAAAUGUU
Molecule: messenger RNA, 4505 nt
Organism: Pomacea canaliculata
Lineage: Eukaryota; Metazoa; Mollusca; Gastropoda; Architaenioglossa; Ampullariidae
Exons: 17
Coding region: 79-2289 (736 amino acids)
Source: RefSeq, a predicted model, not a curated record